GUGGAGGAGACCCGAAGGAGCGAAGAAAAAGUGAGAGCUGGGCUAGGAUGAGGAAGGAUCGGAAGAUGGCGGGAUUAUCGCCAGGUCCGAGGGCUCCAAGCGGUGGGUUCUUUAGCGGGAGAGUGGCUAGGGAGGAGAGGGAAGGUAGCGUGGUGCUUGAUGAGGAGGAUGGGGAGGGAGGAAGUGCGCCUGGGCGGGUGGGGGAAAAGAGGGAGAAAGAUAGGAUGCUGCAUGUUCCCGGUGGUGGUGGGGUGGAAGAGAGAAAGGAAGGCAGGCUUGUUGCCGUCAAGUGCCUUGAUAGGGCCAUGUGCGAUGCCAAUGAUCGGACAAGGAUCAGCUUUGUGCGCGAGGUCGAGGUGCUUCGGCAUGUCUGUCACCCAUCGAUCGUCUCCUAUCUUCACUCGUUCACCACUGUCACACAUCAUUGCCUCGUCCUGGAGUACCUCGCUGGCGGGGAACUCUUCUCUCUCCUGGACAAUGACGACAAGUAUAGGCGGAUGACCGAACCACUCGUACGACGAAUGUUUGGUGAACUCGUCAGAGCUGUCGGGUGGAUGCACGGCGUAGCGCUCGUGCACCGGGAUAUCAAACUUGAGAAUAUCCUCCUCACCUGUGACCCCUUCUUGAUUUCCUCCUACCCAUCGCUGGACGAUCUCCCGACGCCGCUGCUCAAGCUCUCAGACUUUGGGCUCUCCAGGUUCAUCGAUCCUGCCAAACCUCUAUUACAGACGCGAUGCGGGUCAGAGUCCUAUGCAGCACCCGAGAUCGUCAUGGGUCAGAAAUACGAUGGCCGCCAAACAGACGCCUGGGCAUGCGGAGUGGUCUUAUACGCGCUGGCCACACGCGUGCUGCCCUUUGACCCGAAUGCUACUGACGCCCAUGCCGGCACGGGGGGCAGCUUCCGCGGAGGCCGAGAAGGGCGCAAAGCGCUCCUCUUCCGGAUCGCCAAAGGCGACUAUUCCUGGCCGAAGGACCCACGUCCGUCCUUCCCCGUGCCCGACAUGCUUACACCCCACGGGACGAUUGACUCCGAUCCUGUUCGCUCGCUCAACCUUGCUACUCCCGGACUAAAACACGUUGUCGCCCGGCUCCUUGUGCGCGACCCCGCCAAGCGAGCGAAGGUCAUCGAGUUAUGGGACGACGAGUGGAUGCAAGGCCCAGGUGCACCGGCUCCGCCGCAUCGUGAUGCAGAUAGCAAGCGCGCGGAACUGGUCGAUGGAGAUUCGAUCGGGGAAAUCGCACGGAACGAGGUUGUCUAAAGCCCGUCCAAUCCCUAUCCUUCUCUGCCUAUGCGGUGGUGAAAGAGUUGGUUGAUGCGUGCGUCCAAAAGGGCGCUUGUAUUUUUGUUGCUAUACCUGCGGUUCCAUCUGGAAACCUAAUACAUGCCCUGACAUAGCUUAGAAUA
Messenger RNA from Dacryopinax primogenitus, 1405 nucleotides. Its product is annotated as kinase-like protein. Gene Ontology annotation, molecular function: protein serine/threonine kinase activity; ATP binding; tau-protein kinase activity. Lineage: Eukaryota; Fungi; Basidiomycota; Dacrymycetes; Dacrymycetales; Dacrymycetaceae. Gene Ontology annotation, cellular component: cytoplasm. The transcript is spliced from 3 exons. Gene Ontology annotation, biological process: intracellular signal transduction; protein phosphorylation; microtubule cytoskeleton organization. The record is from RefSeq and is a predicted model, not a curated record. Bases 225 to 1259 code for a protein of 344 amino acids.